AUGGCCACUAUUGCGACCACGAUCAACUCUUCGUCGCUGACGCAAUACUACAGCCCGGAUGUGACGGGGCAGUGCUUCACUAUGAAGUCUUGUAAGCUCCAGGGCAACUUCCCAAAUCGUGGCUUCUGUGUCUCCACGGUCUCGAUGCCAGCAGACGAAGAGGGCCCUGGCUCAGCAUGUUAUGAUGUUUGCAAUCCGAACCAUCAGCCGUUAGACUACACAGUGAAUGGAAACGGUGAGGGGGACUUGGCCAACCACAUUUCCCAGGCCUUUGGGGACUCUAGGAAUCCGGCACGAGUGCCAGGUGGAGAGACGCGGUAG
Messenger RNA from Symbiodinium sp. CCMP2456, 321 nucleotides. NCBI's taxonomy places the organism in Eukaryota, Dinophyceae, Suessiales, Symbiodiniaceae. The record is from the annotation of a GenBank genome assembly.